ACACACACACACACACACACACACACACACACUGUACUGUGAGUUCACACAAAAAUAAUGCUUUUAUCUGUAAUACAGCGCACAGGUCACGCGCCAGUGCUCACGGAUAUCCGGUUCAGAGAUUAGAUUAAAAGAUUAAAAGAUAAAUGUUCAAGUCGGUUUGCGGUAAAAGUCGGAUUGUAUUUGGGGCAAAGUCUUAUUUUAGCACAUUAAACUGUAUAAAUGAUGUGUUUGUAAUACUUAGUUCUAAUCUUUACUUUUUCACAGUUUUAUCACAGAGGACUUUCACAGAUCAUGGACUCAGGAAAUCCUCCUUCACCGAGAGGAAGAAGGCGUCCGUGGGUCGUCUGUUCCGUCCGUCUGAGAGCAGUGACAGGAAGAGUGCAGGGAUUCCCGAGGUCAGAGAGACGGAGAGCGGCAAGGAGAAGGACGGCGUGAAACCCGGGGCCGAGAGCGGCGAUGAUGCCGAGAUCUCCUCCGUGGUGGGAUGGGGUCGCGUCACGCGGUUCGUCCAGAAGCUCGGCAAAACUCCAGACAGCCAGAGCCUCGGUCUGAGCCACUGCGACCUGACCGCCACAGACGUGGUGGAGCUGGGAACCCUGCUGCCGUUCCUCACCCAGCUGGAGGUCCUGGAUCUCUCCUGGAACGAUCUGCUCGGUUCUUCUCUGAAAGCUCUGACCGUCCACAUGCAGCACGUCAGCAAGCUGAAGGUUCUGAAACUGAGCGGCUGCAGGCUCGUGGCCGAAGACCUCCGAGAUCUGGGAGAGACUCUGGAUCGUGUUCCUUUGUUGGAAAUGUUGGAUUUGUCCUGGAACGCUGGGAUCGGAGGAGGAAAUCUUCAUCUACUCGCCGAACACCUCCACUUUACCGGCUCUCUGAGGGAGCUUCAUCUGCUCGACUGCCAGCUUUCAGAGACGGACAGUGUGGCACUGGCUGAGGCGCUUUUACUCUUGCCGUGUCUGGAGGUUUUGGAUUUGUCUAAUAACAAGCUGCUGGUGAGUGCCUUGGAGAACAUCGGCUCUUCUCUGAGCUCCACUCCACAGCUGAAGACUCUGAAGAUGAGCAGGUGUGGACUGAAUCAGGAAAGCCUCUCUAUCCUCGGAGAGAAGAUGAAGUUCCUGGUGGGUUUGGAGCACCUGGACGUCUCGUGUAAUAAAGAGUGUGGAGGUGGAUUCGGCACCAUGGCGUCCAGUUUGUCUUUCCUCACACAUCUGAGAUGUUUGGACCUGCACAUGUGCUGUCUGACGGAGGAGGACGCUCGGACGCUGGUCCAGGUUAUUCCUGCUCUCAGUGAACUCUCUGAACUUGAUCUGUCUUGUAACAAAAGUAUUGGCACCGUGCUCCGGUAUCUCUUCCCUGUCCUUCCCCUCUACAAGCUGAAGACACUUCACCUGAGCGGCUGCAGUCUGAGUCCUGAGGCCUGUCCGGCUUUAGCUGCCAUCAUGCCGUCACUCUCACAGCUGCAGAGUCUCAGUGUGUCGUGGAAUAAAAGUGUUGGUGGAAGUCUGCAGCAGUUUGUGGAGCAUCUCCAGGUGGACUGUAAACUGGAGGAACUGAAGCUGAGUAGCUGUGACCUGAACACUGAAGACCUGCUGCACUUACAAUCAGCAUGUAAACGUGGAGCUUUGUCGAAUCUGAAGCUUUUAGACAUUUCGUAUAACGGCCAUGUGGGAGACGCUGGCUGGGUCUCACUCUUCAGAGAAGCAGGAGCGCUGAAACACCUGCAGGAGCUGGACAUCAGCCUGCGUCCUGGCGCCUGCAUGUCUGCGUCUGUGUGGAUUUCGGCUAUGAUGGACGCUCUUCCUCAGCUGUCGUCGCUCCGGCGUGUGUCUAUACGGCGCUGGACUCUCGGCUCCGAGGAGAGACACAAACUGGAGAAGAGCCUGAAGAAGAGGAACACCGUGCUGGAGAGUGAUAACAUGAACACGCAGAACGUUGCAGGUUAA
Messenger RNA from Hemibagrus wyckioides, 1946 nucleotides. RefSeq names its product leucine rich repeat containing 31 (gene lrrc31). NCBI's taxonomy places the organism in Eukaryota, Metazoa, Chordata, Actinopteri, Siluriformes, Bagridae. The transcript has 10 exons. The coding region runs from base 147 to 1946 and encodes 599 amino acids. Gene Ontology annotation, molecular function: protein binding. The record is from RefSeq and is a predicted model, not a curated record.